Solea senegalensis (Senegalese sole) is the source of this 6188-nucleotide messenger RNA. It is a transcript of the gene zeb1b, whose product is annotated as zinc finger E-box binding homeobox 1b. The transcript has 8 exons. Gene Ontology annotation, biological process: regulation of transcription by RNA polymerase II; anatomical structure development. Lineage: Eukaryota; Metazoa; Chordata; Actinopteri; Pleuronectiformes; Soleidae. The record is from RefSeq and is a predicted model, not a curated record. Gene Ontology annotation, molecular function: DNA-binding transcription factor activity, RNA polymerase II-specific; RNA polymerase II cis-regulatory region sequence-specific DNA binding. Bases 43 to 3288 code for a protein of 1081 amino acids.
GAGGUGACUCUCCGGCAAGCAUUUAGAUACAACGAAAGGAUCAUGGCGGAUGGCCCCAGGUGUAAGCGCAGAAAGCAGGCGAACCCACGGAGGAACAGCGUGACUAACUACAAUAAUGUGGUGGAGGCCGGCUCAGAGUCAGAUGACGAGGACAAGCUGCACAUCGUGGAGGAGGAGGGCCCUGUGGCAGACGGAGCCGAGUGCGACAGCACCCUGCCAGAUGACGAGCACCCCAGGGAUCACUGCUGGGAUCCAGUGAAGGAAGACUGUGUGUCAGAUGGUGAGGACAACGUCAGCACAGAUGCUUUGGUGGAGGAGAUGCUCCAGCAAGGAGACACGGCCGUCAUCUACCCAGAGGCUCCAGAGGACGAGCUGCAACGGCAGGGCACGCCUGAUGCCGGCAUCCAUGACGAGAACGGAACUCCUGACUCAUUCUCUCAGCUGCUCACCUGCCCAUACUGCACUCGUGGCUACAAGCGUUACAGCUCCCUGAAGGAGCACAUCAAAUACCGACACGAAAGGACCGAAGACAGCUUCAGCUGCCCUGAAUGCACCUACAGCUUUGCAUACCGCGCUCAACUCGACAGGCAUAUGACGGUCCACAAGGGUGGACAGAGACACAUCUCACAGUCGGGGGGCAAUCGGAAAUUCAAGUGCACUGAAUGUGGCAAAGCAUUUAAAUACAAGCACCAUCUGAAGGAGCACCUUCGCAUCCAUAGCGGAGAGAAACCCUAUGAGUGCUCCAACUGCAAGAAGAGGUUCUCCCACUCAGGUUCAUACAGCUCCCACAUCAGCAGUAAGAAGUGCAUCAGCGUCAUCUCAGUGAAUGGCAGACCGCGCAUGGGGAACACCAAGGCGCAGACCCAGGGUCCAUCACCAGUGCAGCCCACACUGCCCUCAGUCCUCCGCACCCAGAUUAGAGAGAAGCUGGAGCACAGCAAACCCCUGCAGGAGCAGCUUCCCUUCAACCAGAUCAAGACAGAGCCUUUGGACUAUGAAUACAAGCCAACGGGGAUCACAUCUCCGACUGUCACUGCCAUGAACGGUGUCGUUUUUAAAGGAGGUGCCGCUGCUCCUCUGCAGGGCACAGUGCAAGCCGUGGUCCUGCCCACUGUUGGCCUGGUGUCGCCAAUCAGCAUCAACCUAGCAGACCUGCAGAACGCUCUGAAAGUCGCGGUGGAUGGCAGCGUCAUUCGCCAGGUACUAGAAAAUAAUGCCAAAGGGCAGGGGCAGGUGAACUCGGGGUUAACCACUGGAAUGCUCCACACGCCACAGCAGCAGCUCAUCUCAGCCAUCAGUCUGCCUAUCGUGGGUCAGGAGGGAAAUGCAAAAAUCAUCAUAAACUACAGCUUGGACCAGGGCCAGCUCACGGCCCAAAACCUGAAAAAAGAGCCAGGUUCACCGGGUCAGACUACCACUAACACCUUCAAGUCAGAGAAACUCGCAGAAGACCUUACUACUGGAGGCCCCAGGUCCAACGAGACGAAAGAAAAAGAGGAAAUGACCACUAAAACUUGUCUCCUGUGUGAUAACUGUCCAGGUGGGCUAGAAGCACUCCAUGCCCUCAAGCACUGCAAGAAGGACGGUUUCAGGCUGAACGGCGCAGGCCUGGAUAAGUCUGAGUCUGCUGUCGCCACCCUGCUGUCAGAAGGAGGACUCUGCAACCAGCCCAAGAACCUCCUGUCCCUGCUCAAGGCCUAUUUUGCCUUAAAUGCAGAGCCAACCAAGGAUGAGCUGACUAAGAUCUCAGACUCAGUCAGCCUGCCACUCCAUGUGGUCAAGAAGUGGUUUGACAAAAUGCAGGAGGGUCAAAUAUCACUGGGUGCUCCGACACCCCCCUCAGAGGAAGAGGACACUUGUGAAGACAAGAGUGUGGUUUCUCUGGUACCAGGGAGAGACGCGUCCACUAUGAUCUCUUCAGGGACCCAGGAAAGCCCGACAGAAGCCACCCCAGCCGAGGUCAACGGUGCUCACGGCUUGCGGGCCUCAUCCUCGCCUUCGAGUCCCAGAGCGGCUGGUCUGGUAUCGGUGCAGCCCCCUCUGAGCUCUGAGGGACCACUUGACCUAUCGCUGCCAAAGCCCACUAGAGAGGAAGUGGAGAGAGUGGUGGCUAAAGCCAGCAUUUGCCGAUCUUCCUCCUCUCACCCGAACAAUGAGGAUGAACCCCUAAAUCUAACUUGCACAAAGAAAGAGGUUUUGCCACUCUCAGGCAUGGGCACCAGUCCUGUCGCACUGUUUGCCAGCCAGCCAAGUGCCAAUCCCCUUGACAUUGUGACCACGAUGCAUUGCCUAAGGGCUCUAGCCACCAGUAACAAACAGACUAUCCUGAUCCCUCAGCUGACUUACACUUAUACCACUACAGCAAACAGCCCAGCGGGAACCGAGAUGCAUGAAAACAUCAAUGUCAACGGAAUAAAGGAGGAAAGGCAAGACACAGGCUCAGAGGGUUUAUCGACUGUGGAGGAGCAGAAUGACUCCGACUCCGGCCCUUCAAGGAAGAAGAUGAAGAAGACAGACAAUGGCAUGUAUGCAUGCGACUUGUGUGACAAGAUCUUCCAGAAGAGCAGCUCGCUGCUGAGACACAAAUAUGAACACACAGGGAAGCGACCUCACGAGUGCGGGAUCUGCAGCAAAGCCUUCAAACACAAACACCACUUGAUCGAACACAUGCGACUCCACUCAGGGGAGAAGCCGUACCAGUGUGACAAGUGUGGCAAGCGCUUCUCCCACUCGGGCUCCUACUCCCAGCACAUGAACCACCGCUACUCGUACUGCAAGAAGGAAACACAGAACCAAGGAGGAGGGGAGAGUCCAGAGGUGUAUGGCGAGGUCCAGACUGAAAUGGAGGCCCUGAGCCAGGUGCAGAUGGUCCCCUCCCAGCUGGAUUUAGACGAGCAAGGAAGCAGCACAAGAGAGGAUGAGGAAAGUGAGGAGGAGGAGGAGGAGGAGGAGGAAGAGGAGGAAGGAGUGGUGGACAUGGCUGACAUCCAGGUGGUGCAGAUUGGGGACGAGGAGGUGGAGCAAGAGGACAGGAAUGUGGAGGAGGAGGAGGAGAGAAUUAUGGUGGAACAGGAAGGAAAGGAGGAGAAGACAGAGAUAGAAAUUAAUCUGGACGAAGAGGAGGAUGACACGAGGCAGGAUGAGGUGCUCGAGAGCGUUCAAGAAGAGAAGGAAGUCACAAUGGAGGAAGAGGGGGAGGUCAUGGAGGAGGGCAGAGGCAAAACAAGCAGGGAGAUGGUUUCUGAAGAUGAGAACCAGACGCUGCAGGAGAAAGGAGAUACUGACUAAAAGAGGACCCAGACUCCUCCUUGAAACCCAAUCAGAUUUCUCCUCUCCUUGUACAGAGGUAGAAUGCAGAAGAUGAUGUCUGGUCACUCUGAGAGUUUGUUUCAGUUCACUACUGUGUAGAAAUCCAGGUGUGCCUGAAAAAAUACUAGUGACUUUUCCACAAGAGACAACAGUUUCUCUCUGUUAGAAAAGAAUCCAUUUGUAAAGAAAAGAAAAAAUGGCUGAAAACACAAAUUUUAACAAAGGAAAUGCAUUAUACAGACUUUGGAAGCUAGAGCCAACAUGUUUAGAUAAUGUUUUAUUACUUAAACACAUUGGGUCAUUUCUUUUUAUCAGUGUUACUAAUUUUAUCACUCUUACUUUAACCUUUAAAAGCUGUACAGUUGGAAGAUAUUUCUAUACGUUUUUAUUGCCAAUGAACAAAAAAAAAUUCAGUAUUUUAUUAAGUUGGAAGGAAAAUAAGAAAACUCCUGUGCACUACAAGUGGCUUGGUUUACCUACGGAAUAAGCAGUUGAGUUGUGUCGUCUACCCUUCAGUAUUACUGCACUAGAUAUACCAUGUCAUCAUGUUAGCAGGUGUUAGCAUCACUUUUUGUGUCGGAGUGGAUUUUGAGCCUUAAAGAGAAAAAGGAUGGGUACUUUCAUUUUAGUUCCAUUUAGACUUUUAGAUACAUUAUCAUCAAAGUAUUUUUACAAAGCAGUGGUUUACAGGAAUCAUUUGACAUGUUGGGAAAUGUUGUUUUCUUUGUGAGCGUAAGAUGAGAAGCAUGAUAACAUUAUAACAUAUACGUAAACACGUGAUUUCCUACAAGAAGGGUAUUUGCCAUGUUUGUGAAUUUGGCCGGCACCACGCUGGUUUUUGCCACCAGAAGAGACCAUAUUUGGAGGACAAGAAAUAAGGGGCGGAGCUUAAUAAGAGUGUGAGGAGCUGGAAAGGUGCAGCAGUCAGUCAGGCCAUAUCCAAUGCCAUAAAUCAUAGCAUGUUUAUGGUGCAUUUGACUGUAAAUGGGACAACAAAGUGGAGGUGAUGCUGUAUUGAAAACGACCUGAAACUAGUGAUUGAGACCAUAAACUCCUCAGGAAAUUGUUUACUGACAUUAUUAAUUUAGUAAAACAAACAAACAUUGCAUACAAACCAGUGGAGUCGCCCCCUGAUGGCUUUUCAAGAGAAUACAUCUUUCACGUGCUUCAGCACUGGCUUAACUUUGAAGACCAUUAUUUAUAUAAAAUCUAUACUCCUGCCACACUUCAGUCCAGUGUGUGGUGGUAAUGUAAGCUGGUUUGUUAUAUUUCAAAUGGAAGCCAAAGACAAAGAAGAAGAAAGAGCCAGCUUAAGUUAACAAAUAAGCAUGUUACAGUUUGCUUGUUUGUUUAAUACGUACGCAAAACAAAUUGUACAGAGAACAUGAAGUGGUUUUAAGUGGUUUUAAGAGUCGACGUGUUCACUGUUUCCCUUGUUUUGUAGUUUUUAUGCUAAUGUGACGUAAACAUCUCUUGGCUGGAGCGUCAUAACUAUUGUGCAGAUGUGAGAGCAGUCUGAGAGUUUGUCUUUUCAACGACAUCAUUGCACGAAAGCAAAUAAGCAAAAAAACCUAAAAUGUCAAACUGUGAGCAGAGAGGGGAUACAGAAAACUGUAUAAUGCUUCCCACACACACACACACACAGCUGAGGCUUAUGCAAAAAGAAAACAAACCAAGACAAGUCAAGAGAAACAUGCAUGUCAAAAGUGCCACACAAUCUUGCUGUUGGAAAUGAGCAGGUAUGAUCACACCUGAGCGAUCACCACGUAUUCAUGUAUUAUAGAUUUCCCAUGAUGUCUUGUUAUUUUCUACUUCCUAUGAAUUUUAAUGCACAUGUGUUUUUUUUCCCACCCAUUGGACGGCGAUGCAGUACGAUUGCUAAAUGUCAUGUGUGUGUGCAAAGCUUAGUCAGUGCACCUGUUUUAUGCACCGUGAAUCUCUUCAGGUAACAAAAUGGAAGCAGAUCAGAAUCCCAGGAGUCAACUCCAUCAAAGUUUUUACCUGUCAGUAUUAUUUUUUGUUUGUGUUAUGUUCCAUGUUCUGUACUGUGCCCGUUCAGCAGUAUUAUGCCCCACCCCCCAAUGAGAUAGGUCUGUUUAGUCAUAGAGAACUUUUAUAUUUAUGUCUUAUUUUUUUAUAUUUCUUCAUGGUUAUUUAUUUCACUAUGUAGUGUACAAUACUGUAGUUUGUAUUAAUACGAUAAUAUAUUUUAGUAUGGAGAGAGAGAGAAGAAAACACAUCCAAAGGCGAUGAUCUGCAAGCCGGCACGUCACAGAAAUAUGAAGGAAGUGGCUGCGUGCAAGCCUGAAAAUUGGAACCUGUGACCUCUCUACAUUCAUUUCUCUUAUUAGUUUCCUUCUCUAUCCCCUCUCUAAUAUAAAGCUACUGAACUUUUGAAGAAAAAAAAUAACUAAUUGUAUGUCUAAUAGCAUGAGUGUGUGCUGUUGUAUUGAAGGAUGAUGCUUAACCACACAAACUGUCCCUUUUGCCAAGCCAAAAUAAUAUUGACGGAUGUCCUUUUUUGUUUUCUUUUGUGCCAAUUUGUUACUUUAUAUGUACGUCUCAAGACCAUGCCCACUUUUAUAUGACCCCACCCCCCCAUUUCAAUACCCUUAUAUUUUUUAUUGUGAUUGUUUUUGGGUUAUUUUUGUUUAUUUUUAUGACUCCCCAUCUCACAAUAAAAUACAUCAAUUACAAGCUGCUCAGUCUGCUGUGAUACUGUCAUUGAAUCACACAAUAUUAAAGAUGUCAUUCACACUGUAAUGUGCAUGUAAAAAUGACAAUGAAAAUAUCUCAUGAGGGAACACUUUGUAAAUAUUUCUCAGUUUAAAUUGCUUGUGAUGUUAAUUUAGUUGGAUUCCUCUCAUUAGAUGGCAAAC